AUGAAGCUGCUGAAUGCUGGGAUCAUCUAUCCAAUAUCUGACAGCAAUUGGGUUAGUCCGGUACAUGUUGUUCCUAAGAAGGAUGGUGUCACAGUGGUGAAAAAUGACAAGAAUGAGCUGAUCCCUACAAGGACAAUUACUGGCUUCUUCCAGAUUCCUAUUCAUCCUGAUGACCAAGAGAAGACCACCUUCACUUGUCCCUAUGGUACCUUUGCCUACCGCAGAAUGCCUUUUGGUCUCUUUUAUGGGUCUUCAUUCAAAAGCUGUUUGGAUAAUCUCUGUAAGGUGCUAGCAAGGUAUGAAGAGAAGCAUUUGGUACUUAACUGGGAAAAAUGUCAUUUUAUGGUUAGAGAUGGUNCUGACAGCAAUUGGGUUAGUCCGGUACAUGUUGUUCCUAAGAAGGAUGGUGUCACAGUGGUGAAAAAUGACAAGAAUGAGCUGAUCCCUACAAGGACAAUUACUGGUCAUCGGAUGUGCAUAGACUACAGGAAGCUGAAUGCUGCAACAAGGAAAGAUCACUUCCCACUUCCUUUCAUUGACUAG
Camelina sativa (false flax) is the source of this 543-nucleotide messenger RNA. NCBI's taxonomy places the organism in Eukaryota, Viridiplantae, Streptophyta, Magnoliopsida, Brassicales, Brassicaceae. The record is from RefSeq and is a predicted model, not a curated record.